This is a messenger RNA of Danaus plexippus (monarch butterfly), 533 nucleotides long. RefSeq lists its product as uncharacterized. The record is from RefSeq and is a predicted model, not a curated record. NCBI's taxonomy places the organism in Eukaryota, Metazoa, Arthropoda, Insecta, Lepidoptera, Nymphalidae. Bases 108 to 419 code for a protein of 103 amino acids. The transcript has 6 exons.
AACCCUGUGAUAUUAUAUAAAAGGCUGGACAUUUACAACAUUCGUAUUGUCUUCUUGACGCGUUUACGGUACUGUGAAGAGUAUUUAAAAACAAAAACAAAAAAAAAAUGUUUAAAAUUCUACUUCUUACUUUGUUAUCUGUGAUGCUCAUUGGAGAAUCUCUACAACAAGGGCCACCAGCAGGUGGCGGAGGCGCAGGUGGCCAAGGGGGCUUUGGAGCAAGCGCUGGAUUUGGUUUUGGGGCUCAAGGGGGAGCAAAUGGUGCUGGUGGGGGUAACGCUGGUGCUGGUGCUGGCGCUGGUGGAGAAGAUGGAGGUAGAAAUGGAGAGCAGGGUUUUGGAGGUAUUGGAUUUGCUUUCGGAGCUCAAGCUGGUGGAGGGGCAGGAGCGAUGACUGGAAAGAUUUGGGGAAGAAAAUAGUUUCAACAAAAUAUUGUUCCGUGACACAUGUGGGAGAAAAUCUCAAGAAUAAAAUAUUAAAAAUUCGCUUGUCCUAUAAUAAUGUGGAAACAAUAAUAUUUAUUUUUAAAAUUA